Molecule: messenger RNA, 1698 nt
Organism: Rhincodon typus (whale shark)
Lineage: Eukaryota; Metazoa; Chordata; Chondrichthyes; Orectolobiformes; Rhincodontidae
Product: dynein axonemal heavy chain 6-like
Exons: 9
Source: RefSeq, a predicted model, not a curated record
UCCAAAAGCUUCCACCUUCCUGAUACAUCAGCAUGUGUGCCACUGCAUAUUAAAAGGAAAAGGAAGAAAGUUGGAGACAGUCUUACACCUCCAAAUUUAGACAUCGAUCCUUCGGAACUGCAAUCGAGACUAAUCUCCACAGCACCAAAACAAUCCACUCCAAAUCCUCUUGCUUUGAAGUUUAUUCAGAAUACAAAGGCACGGGAAAAAAGAAUAGCACGGGAGCAGCCCGUUCAACUGCAACCAUUGCCUAUCCUCAAGAGGCACCAAGACAAAAAUCAGCCAGAAUAUAUUUUUGCAAAGAAUAGAGAGCAACUGAUAAAAUUAGGAUGGCAGCCAUCAAAGCGGUCACGACAUGAGUCUUUAGAUUUAACCAGCCAGCCUAUCCAACGACUACCAAAACUGUCACCUGAUGUGAAGAAGAAACAGGCUGACCUGGACAUAUGCAUACUGCCAUCUCCACCACCACCGAAACAACCUACCGGUGCUCUGUGCCGGACAAGCUCAUGCAUGAGAAUGAUUUCGCCUCCAGAACUCACGUAUAGCUCAGCGGAAGACGUUAUCCGGGAAAAUGUGCAAGAUCCUUUAAAAAUUAUUUCAAUAAUAAGGAAGAACAAACAUCUGGGAUUUUUAUACAUGAACUAUAGUGCUCCAAAAUAUUCCAUUAAAUAUGACUUUUAUAACUUGAGUGUUGUUGCCUAUGACGAUAUCAACCAGAAUGAUUAUUAUACAAUUAGCCAGAAUGGAGUUCUACAUAUGAAUAAUGAAGACAUCGAUUUCAUAGAACUGGACCGUUGGGAACAAGAAUAUUUGUACCAUAAGCAACUUAUUCAGAUUCCAGUUUUUGCACUUUUUCGGAAAUGGAAAGCUUUUACAGUGUGGCGAAAAAAUGUACGUUCCAAGAAGAUCAACAGCUGUCGCAGAGCGUUGCAAGAUAAUUUGUUCAUAGUGAACUCUUCUUUGAGGCCUGCUCUUCUGAACAUCAGAGACAUGUGUUAUCGCAUUGGCGACAUGGCAUUGUGUGACAUUAAGAAAGGACACACGUACACACUGGAAGAGUUUAAGACAGUUCAAUUUCGACAACUUGAUGAGGGUGCUGAACGUCUGGCUCAGUUCAGGAAAAUUGCACAACAAACGGUUAAGAUUGCCUGUUGCACAGCCUUACUGGAAGCUGGAUAUAUACCAGAUGACUAUUUGUCUGAGAUGCAGAGUGCAGGCAUUGGUGAGAAUAGUGCUGUGCAUUCUACUAUUGCUACUGAAAUUCUUACGGAGACAUCUGACAAAAUAAAUUACACAGGACAAGCAAACAAGAGGUCUCACUGCAGGAGACUAACCUGCUUCAUCCGCCUUACUGAUUACCUCAUAGUGAACACACUGCAUGUCCUCACAGUGAAUUCCAUCACAAUCUUAUUCAAUCACUUGACAGAGAAGCUGAAGCGCACUCCAGACGAAGAGCUCAUUAGAAUUUGGAGCACAAUGGAGGCUGAAAAGGAAACUGAAUUGGAAAAAAAGUCAUUUGCACAAACUCCCAUACUCAGCGUUGCAACAGUUGAAGAUUUCCAGCAUGAAGAUCUUGAGGAUGAAGAACUUGAGGAUGAAGAACUCCAGACUGAACAAGUGUUUGUACCAAUGUUUCUUGUAGACAUGAUACUAAGUUAUCAAGAUUUGGUAUUCCGUCCUCCCCUUGUUGAAUUUGAG